CUCCAGCAGGGCCUGGAAAUUAUCGGGAGUAAAGAGACCUUCGGGGAUCUCAUCAGCCUCGUGUCCAUCCAGAGUGUCCUGAUUUCAUCUUCACUCAAUCCUUUUAUUCGUUUUCUGUGUCUGCUGUGAGGAUUGUUCAAAUGACUGUCUAUGUUUGUGCUUAGAAGUGAAAUGAAUUUUGUGUAAGCAGCAUAUAGUUGCCAUGAAACUGGAUGAGUUUAUUAAGACCAACCAGAAAAGUCUGGAGAAAAAUCUGAAUCAGGAUGUUAUGAAAAAUAAUAAGACAUUAACUCCCAAGGGAGUUGAAUUCAGAAAAACCCUUAAUUUAAGUAUAAGCCAUAUUCCCAAACUGAGUAUCAAAAAGGGUAACUAUUCAGGAAUAAAAUCUGAAGAAUGCAGUAUAUGUCACAAUGUGUGUCCCCAUUGUGGGCCUGAUCAACUACAAGCUGGAGAGAAAUUUCAUGCUACUAAGGUAGCUGGGAACACUCUCCAGUUCUGUGAACCUCUUAAUCAACAGCACAAAAUUCAGACCAUGGAGCAGGCACUUGAACAAAUUGGACAAGGGAAAGUCUUCAAAAGGAAGAAUAUAUUCUGUGAAUCUGAGAAGCUUUUUAUGGUAGAAACCUGUAAUAAGUCAACUGCCACUUUUGGCAAGACAACUCAAAUAGUGCAAGAUUUCCAUAAGAAUUCUAACCUUAGUAUACAUAAACAAAGUCCCAAAAGAGAGAACAUUUUUAAGUAUAUUGGGCCUGUGGAACCUAUCAUUUACCAAUCACAUGUUAGAAUGAAUCAUAGACCAAAUAUAGGGAAGAAAUCCUAUGCAUGUAAACCUUGUGGGAAGUCAUUCAGUAUUAAAUUCUGCCAUACCCUCCAUCACAGCACUCAUAUAGUAGAAAACCCUCAUGUGUGUAAUGAUUGUGGAGAAACCACUCACCAGAAGUCAGACCUCAUUAGACAUCAGAGAAUUCACACAGGGUUGAAAUCUUAUAAAUGUAAUGACUGUGGGAAGUUCUUUGGCCAGAAGAAACACCUCAUAAAUCAUCAGCGAAUUCACACAGGUGAGAAACCUUAUGAAUGUAAUGACUGGAAAAUCCUUUGGCCAGAAGGCAAACCUCAUAAAUCAUCAGAGAAUUCACACAGAGGGUAAGCCUUAUGAAUGUAAUCAUUGUGGAAAAGCCUUUGGCCAGAAGUCAAACCUCGUAAAUCAUCAGAGAGGUCACACAGGGGAGAAACUUUAUGAAUGCAAUGACUGUGGAAAAGCCUUUGGCCAGAAUUCAAACCUCAGAAAGCAUCAGAGAAUUCACACAGGGGAUAAGUGUUAUGAGUGCAAUGACUGUGGAAAAGCCUUUGGCCAGAAGCCACACCUCAUAAAUCAUCAGAGAAUUCACACAGGGGAUAAGCCUUAUGAAUGCAAUGACUGUGGAAAAACCUUUGGCCAGAAAUCACAACUCAAAAUGCAUCAGAGAAUUCACACAGGGGAGAAACCUUAUGAAUGUAAUGACUGGAAAAGUCUUUGCUGAGAAGUCAAACCUCACAAAGCAUCAGACAAUUUGUACUGGGGGGGAACCUUAUGAAUGCAAUAACUGUGAAAAAACCUUUGCUGAGAAGUCAACCCUCAGAAAGUAUCAGAGACUUCACACCAUGGAGAAAGCUUAUAAAUGAAAUGACUGUGGAAAAGCCUUUGGUCCCAUCCUUGCAUACCAAGGAUAAAUCCCACUUGGUCUGGGUGGAUGAUCUUUCUGAUGCAUUGUUGGAUUCAAUUGGCCAGAAUCUUGUUGUAGAUCUUUGCAUGUAUGUUCAUCAGGGAAAUUGGUCUAUAAUUACUUUCUUUGUUGCACUUUUUUCAGGUUUAGGAAUGAAGGUGAUGCUGGUUUCAUAGAAAGAAUUUGGGAGAAUCGCCUCUCUCUCAAUUGCUUUUUAUAACUUGAGAAGAAUUGUAGUUCGUUCUUUAAAUGUCUGUUAGAAUUCAGCAGUGAAGCCAUCCAGUCCUGGGAUUUUCUUUGCAGCGAGGGUCUUUAUUACUGAUAUCAUUUCCAUCUGGUUCUGUGUGUGUUUAGGUUUUCUAUAUCUUUGUUGCUCAAUUUAGGUAGGUUUUAUGGAUGUAAGGAUAGUGGAAAGCCUCUUUGCUGUGAUUCAUAACUCAUAAGAUAUCACAGAAUUAACACAGGGAAAUUUCUACAUGACCUUUUUGUGCAAGUUAUAUCUCAUGAAAUAUUAGAGAAUUCACCAAGGGGAGAAAUGCAUGAAUGUAAUAAAUGUGAAUAAGCCUUUGUGGUGCAAAUCAGACCUCAUCAAACAUAAAAGAAUUCUCAUGGGGAGAAAUUUUAUGAAUGUAAUGACUCAGAGCCUUUUACCAUAAUUCAGCCCUCAUUGUACAUCAUCAAAUUCAUAUAGGGAAAAACUCCUUUGAAAGUAAAAUCCCUUUAAUUAGAAGCCAUACCUCAUAAGACAACAGGGAAUUCACAUGGGAGAGAAACCUUAUGGGUGUAGUGAGUGUUGGAAAGCUCUGCCCAAAUCUCUCCUUAUAUCAGAAUGCACAACACAUAUAUCUAAUGAAUGAAAUAAAUGUGAGAAAGUCAUUUCACAUAGGUAAUGCCUCAUAAUCCAUCAUGGAAUUUGAACAAGGGAGAGACCUUAACAAUAUAAUGAAUGUGGAAGAGCUUUUCUCCAAAAUUCGUGUAAGUAUUGUGACAAAACCUUUUGCUGGAAAUCACAUCCUAUCCAACAGAGACUCAUGUAAAGGAGAAAGCUUAUAAAUAUUAUUAGUGUGAAAAUGUUGUUUGUCAGAAGUCAAUGGUACAUCAGAGAAGUGACACAGGUGGUUUCUUAGGAGUGUAAUGAUUGUGUAGAAACAUUUUCUUUAUUUCAGGCUUGUAUAGAUAUAGAAUUCACAAAAGGUGAUAUUCUUUGCAUGCUGUAAAUAGGAUAAAACCUUUAGCCAGGAAUUAGACAUCAAUAGACUUCAGAGAAUUUAUAAGGAACAAAAGUCUAUGCAAUGAAUUUGGAAAAAGUAUUUCUGCUAUAAAUCAGUCUUCAAUUCCCAUGAAUAGACUCACAAAUGAGAAAACAUGCAUGCAUAGAAAAGUUUUGUACCGUAAAUUAUCUCUAGAUGGUAAACUAAUAACUCACACAAAAGAAAAAUCAUGAGAGUAAUGGAACUGGGAGACCCUUUGCUAUAAGGCAGAUUUCCAGAAAGCUUAGCAAGAUUACAGAAAAGUCUCUGAAAAUGUAACAUGUCUGAAAGAUUUGUUGGCAUCACAAAGGGGAGGAUAGCUCAAGUGCAUGUGUUUUUGUGACCAGGCAUCAAAAUUGAUAUCUCUUUUUCUUUGAUGAAUUCCUUAUUUAUUUAUUUAACAGAUUUAGAGACAAAGGAUUCCUGUUCAUUGAUUUACUACUAUAAGCCCACAAUUGCCAUGGUAAGGUCUAUGGCAAAAACUGAGUGCUGAGGGCUGUGAAUCUGAUUCAUCACUGAUAACACUGAAGACAUUGGUUCCUGGUUCUUAUGCUGCUAUGCAUGGAAAUGUUUUUCUAAUUUCAUUUUCAAAUAGUUCAUUGUUAAUAUAAAGAAAUGCUUCUAAUUUUUAAAAUUUCAUUUAAAUAAUUUGUGAUUAAUGUGUACUAGCCAUGCAUUAUUACAGGGUGUAGUGCAAUACUUGCACACAUUUAUGCAGUAAAAACUGAUCAAGCUAAGCAACUACAGUUUUCUUAAUUUUUUAAAGAUUUAUUUAUUUGAAAGACAGAGUUACAGAGAGAAGUAGCAGCAGAGAGAGAGAGAGGUCUUCCUCUGCUCGUUCACUCCCCAGAUGGCUGCAAUGGCUGGAGCUCUGCCAAUCUGAUGCCAGGAACCAGGAGCUUCUUCCAGAUCUCCCACUUGGGUGCAGGGACCCAAGGAUCUGGGCCAUCUUCUACUGCUUUCCCAAGCCAUAGCAGAGAGUUGGAUCAGAAGAGGAGCAGCCAGGACUAGAACUGGUACCCACAUGGGAUGCUGGUGUUUCAGGCCAGGGCGUUAGCCCACUCUGCCACAAUGCUGGCCCCCAAGCAACUAUAGUUUCUAAUUCUUCUCCAUGAUUUGAGACUACCAGCUCCUCUCUUUCAGUUCUUUACACAGAACCUAAUAUGGUUGAAUGUAGUCAUCUCAUGAUAUUAUGGAACACCAGAAGUUCUUUCUGCCUCUUUGUAUUUUGUUACCUAUUAUCCAAUCCCCCUCUAUCCCUAGCUGCUUCCCUUCUCAGCUGCUAGUAAUCACAGUUCUGUGUUCAGAUCCAUUAUUUUCUUUCACUUCCACAUGUGACAAGGACCAGGUGACAUUUGUGUUCCUGUUUCUGGCUUAUUUCCAUUAAUUUAAUAAUAUUUUGUUCUUUUUUGUAUCUAAAUGAAGUUCCCCUGUCCAUUUCUUUUUCAUUGAUGGAAAGCUAGAUUGGUUUCAAAUCAUGGCUGCAGUGAACUGUGUUAUAGUGGCUGUGUUAUGGGAAAAUUGCUGUAUCUUUGAUAUGCUCUUCUGCUUUCCUUCUAAUAAAAUUUCCUUAUUAUAUAUAGCCAAGAGCAAGAUAACUUUCAAAUGGUAGGUCAAUUUUUAUCUUUAUUUUAAAUUUUUGUUAUUUAUUUGAAAGAGUUACAGUAGAGGUAGAGACACAGAGAGGUCCUCCAUUAGCUGGUUCACUCUACAGAUGACUACAAAGGCCAGAGCUAUGCCAUUCUGAAGCCUGGAGACAGGAGCUUCCUCUGGGUCUCCCACAUGGGUGCAUGGGUCCAAGGACUUGGGCCAUCUUCUACUGCUAUCCCAGGAGAUAGCAGAGAACUGGAUUGGAAGAAGAGCAGCUGGAACUAGAACUGGCACCCAAAUGGGAUGCUGGCCCUUCAGGCCAGGGCUUUAACCCACUGCACAACAGCACCAGCCCCAAUUUUUAUCCUUUUUAAGGAAUGACCAUACUGUUCUCCAUAACAUCUGUACUAAUUUGUGUUUUCACCCACCAUAUAUGAAGGUUUUCUUUUCCCAUAUGCUCUCUAACAUUUGUUAUUUUUUAUCAUUUUGGCAUAAAGAUGAUAUAGUUAUUGUUCAUGUUUUUGUGUAUUUUGAAAUCAGUUAAUUUAUUUAUUAAAUAUUGUUUAUUUGAAAGGUGGAUUUAGAGCAAGAGGGAAAGACAAAGAUAGCUUUCAUCUGCUGGCUCACACCCCAGAGAGUUUCAACAAUUGAGCCUGGGGCAUGCUGAAGUCAGGAGCUUCAUCCAAGUCUCCCACGUGAGUGGCAAGGACCCAAGUCCUUCGUCCAUCUUCUGCUGGUUUCCCAGGUGUUUAGCAGUGAGCUAAAUUGGAAGUGGAGAUUCCUAAACUCAAAGUGGAACUCACAUGAUAUGCUGGCCUCACAGAUUGCAGCUUACCCCACUUAGCCACAAUGCCAGCCCCUCGAUCAAUUUAAUUAAUCAAAAAUAGGUCAGUAAUGUUGGCAUCUAUCUCAUUUUGUUUCUUCUCUGUUAUUAUUCAACUUACUGAUGUUUUAUUUUUGUUCACAUUAUUCUUCUCAAUUGCUCUACCUGAGGUGAGUAGGGCUGCUGUGUUGCUUAACUGCAGUGUAUGCUUUAGAUUACUCAUUUACUGAGUGUAUGUCAUUCACAUAGCACUUCAUUGAAGUUCUACUAUGUCCCAAAUCCUCUUCUAGGCACAGAAUUCAGACCACUUUUCUCUUAGGCCUAGAUCUUGCCUUUGACAUACUACUUGGAAUUUAGUAGCUCAUGAAAUCUGCAGACUGCAUAAAUGAAUGAGUAUUGUGAGGGCUGUGCUUUUGUGGAGGAACUUCAUAAGAGACCGAAGGAAUAAAAUAAAUCAAAAGUAUCCACAGUAUAUAGAAUGUAUACUAUUUUACAAGUCACAGAGAAGAGGAAGAAGAAGGAAAGUAGUGAGACUAGAAAGUUUGUGGCAAGACUAACAGGCACUUGUCGAGAACUUAAUAAGACCAUUAGGAAAGCAGUAAGGUUUCUUUACCUCCCUGUGGACUCUGCUCUCCAGAGGUGAACAGGGUCCUCUAAACCCACUUGCUGCACACAUAAAAACCUGAGCGCUGUAUUCUCCCACAGGUGUUGGAGACUGAUAUUGUGUUCUGAUUUAUAUAUAGAGUUUCCCUAUGUUUACUUGGGUUUUGGUCUUAUGAUUACAUUUUUAAUUCGCUGUGAGUUCACUUUCACAGAGUGUAAGAGAUGUUGGAGUCUAUUUUCAGGCUUCUACAUAUGGAUAAUCAAGUUCCUCUGCACCACUUGUGAAAGAGAUUCUUCUUUCUCCAGUUCAUUUUAGUUCCUUUGUUAAAUAUGAGUUGCUGGUAGAAAUGUGGGUUUAUUUCUAUGCUACUUAUUCCUUUCCAUUGAACUAUGUGUGUGUUAUUAUAUCAGUGCUAACACUUCUUCUUUUUUUUUGCAGUUUAUUUAUUUGAAAGGCAGAGUUACAGAGAGGUAGAGGCAGAGAGAGAGAGGUCUUCCAUCCACUGGUUACUCCCCAAAUGGCCACAAUGGCCGGUGCUGUGUUGAUCUGAAUCCAAGGGUCAGGAGCAUUUUCCAGGUCUCCAUGCAGGUGCAGGGGCCCAAAGACUUUGGCCAUUUUCUUUCUUUUUUUUUUUUAGAUUAAUUAGAGUUUAUUUUAAAAUUAUUUUAUUAAUUUUAAGGGAAAUUCAGAUUCCCAUAUGUUAUUAAAGAUAGUUUUCACUGGGAUUCAGAAUAUUAUUUUUUCUUUUUUUUAACUUUUAUUUAAUGAAUAUAAAUUUCCAAAGUACGAUUUAUGGAUUACAAUGGCUUCCCCCCAAUACCGUCCCUCCCACCCACAACCCUUCCCUUUCCCACUCCCUCUCCCGUGCCAUUCAUAUCAAGAUUCAUUUUUGAUUAUCUUAAUAUACAGAAGAUCAGCUUAGUAUACAUUAAGUAAGGAUUUCAACAGUUUGCUCCCACACAGAAACAUAAAGUGAAAAAUAAUAGAUGAUUUUUUUAAAAUGAUGAUGAAAUCAGAUCAGACCUAUUGUCAUGUUUAAUCCCAGUGAGAGUCAAGUUGGGAGUUGAUAAUUUCUUUUUAUUUUUUUACAGAGGAUCAGUUUAGUAUGCAUUAAGUAAAGAUUUCAACAGUUUGCACCCCC
Molecule: messenger RNA, 7111 nt
Organism: Oryctolagus cuniculus (rabbit)
Lineage: Eukaryota; Metazoa; Chordata; Mammalia; Lagomorpha; Leporidae
Source: RefSeq, a predicted model, not a curated record